AUGAUGGGAGAUAAUGAUGAAGUUGAAACUCAACCACUUACUGUUGAUGAAGAGGAAGUAAUGGAUUCACUGAUCAAAUUUCGUGAAGAAUGCAUAGCUCACACCGGAAAAUGGAAAAAAUUACUGGAUGAAUGUACGGAGCGCGUGAAUUCGAAAGCAAAGACAAAAGAAUCAUGUCAUUACGAAAUGGUUGAUUACAUUCAAGCUCUUGAUCACUGCGCUAUGCCUAAAGCUUUUGCAGCUCUGAAGUAA
This is a messenger RNA of Brugia malayi, 252 nucleotides long. RefSeq names its product Ubiquinol-cytochrome C reductase hinge protein. Bases 1 to 252 code for a protein of 83 amino acids. The transcript is spliced from 3 exons. The record is from RefSeq and is a predicted model, not a curated record. NCBI's taxonomy places the organism in Eukaryota, Metazoa, Nematoda, Chromadorea, Rhabditida, Onchocercidae. Gene Ontology annotation, biological process: mitochondrial electron transport, ubiquinol to cytochrome c.